Molecule: messenger RNA, 1983 nt
Organism: Engraulis encrasicolus (European anchovy)
Lineage: Eukaryota; Metazoa; Chordata; Actinopteri; Clupeiformes; Engraulidae
Gene: nkd1
Product: NKD inhibitor of WNT signaling pathway 1
Exons: 10
Coding region: 146-1747 (533 amino acids)
Biological process (GO): negative regulation of Wnt signaling pathway
Cellular component (GO): cytoplasm
Molecular function (GO): calcium ion binding
Source: RefSeq, a predicted model, not a curated record
AGGAAGAGCUUCGCCUGGAUCAAAGACAGCGUAGCUCUGUCGCCGUAGGAUGUAUUGAGCGCGCUGACUGCGUUACACACGGACGAUCGUGAAUUUUGGAUUAUUACUAAUCGGAUGGUUUUCCAUUAUAAGCCGAUGCAGAGAAAUGGGUAAACUUCAUUCGAAACAUGCUGCAAUUUGUAAACCAAGGGAGAGCCCGGAAGGUGACAGUUUCGUAGUCAAUGCCUGUUUAGCAAGAAAAGGAAUCGAUGAUUGGAUCGUGAAACAGAAAUACUAUUGCACGGGCUCAAGAGUUGAACAAGACUGUCACCAUAAAAGUACCUGCGGGUUGUCUGGCCGGGACCCCUUGGAUGAGGCCUGUGCAGAGGGGAUCAGUGAUGAGCACUACCGCCUAGAAGUGGCCUUGCCUCCUGAGAAGCAGGACAGCUGCUGUGUGGACGAGAAGAUGCAGGAGAGGGAUCUCCAGCCGCCCGCCGGCACGCAGAAGCAGCUCCAGUUCGAGGAGCUGGAGUGUGCGGUGUCUGUGGAGGAGGACAACAGACAGGAGUGGACCUUCACCCUCUACGACUUUGACAACAAUGGCAAGGUCACCAGAGAGGACAUCACCAGCCUCCUACACACCAUCUAUGAGGUGGUGGACGCCUCGGUCAACCAUUCCCCCAGCAGCAGCAAGACCCUCCGGGUUAAACUCUCCGUCGCGCCCGACUCCACGCAGAGGUGGAAGAACUGCACGCAAGGCGCCACAGACACUCCCUACCCAAGACACAAGACAGACAAGUGCAUUGAAGAACCCCGAAGUGCAGACAAGAAAUCCCGUGCCCUUCUAAGGCGUCACCAUAGCGACCACCAUAACCAGCAGUCGUGUCAGCGGCACUGCGUGGACGAGAACCUGGAACGGCGGAACCACUACCUGGACCUAGCCGGCAUCGAGAACUACACCUCACGCUUUGGGACAGCAGGUCCGACGAGUGGAACGGAGGCGGGCAAAGCUGGCGACGCGGCGACAGCAGCAUCAGCAUCAGCAGCAGCAGCAGCAGCGGCAACGGUAACGACAGCGACAGCGGCUACGUCGGCGACGAGAGCCACAAACCAGACACGGUCGCGCUCCCACGAGCCGGAGAACGGGCACACCCACCCACACCACCGGCGCUCCCACAUGGCAGCAGCAGUGGCGGCGGCGGCAUCGGGAGGCGUGGACGGCACGUCACCAGCCACUGAGACCCUGCUCUGCUCCUCACGCCCGCCCCGGGGCCCCCAUCAGGACUCGUCCAAGCACGCGCUGCGCUCCCCCAAGACCCACGGCCGCACGGCCCCCUCCGCCUCCGCCAACGCCCCCCAGCCCUCGUCCGGCGGCGGCUCCGGGGGCCGCGUCAUGCGUAGCCGGGGGGCCCCUCCGCCCGCCGCGCUGCCCAACCAGACGCCACCGCACCAGUCCUCGGGCCCCUACCGCCGCCACAAGCAGAGGACCAAGGACGGCCAUCAUCAACAUCAACAGCAACAUCAGCAUCAGCACCAACAGAUACAACAGCAGCAGCUCCAGCAGCAGCAGCAGCAGCAGCAGUACCGGGCGGUGGGGCCGCUGGGUGGUGCGGGUGGUGCGGUGGGUCCCGUGGUGGAGAGGGAACAGGUGCGCGACCUGCCCAGCGUGGUGCUCUACGAGGGCGGCCUGGCACAGGUGGUGCAGAGGCACGAGCAUCACCACCAUCACGAACACCACCACCACUACCACCACUUCUACCAGUCCUGAAGCCCCCACCCCCCUGGCUCCACCACCACUACCACCACCCCUCCUACCGGUCCAGAAGGCGCUGGCACCGCCACCACUACCACCAUUUCUACCGGUCCUCAAUCCCAGGGCCUAGCUAUGGUUCUGGGCCAUCAACUGGGCUUUCCCCUGUUCAUCACCCCCACAUACUGGAGGAAGGAAAGACAAACAGUACCCCUCCAGAUACCCAAUCCCCACACGCACACACGCACGCACAC